GGAAGCGCCUUUGUGGACAUCAGGUUCGUCACUCAACGGUGCGGGAAUGCAGCUGUGAAGGUCAGGGCUUAAGAGCCGGUGCCGUGGACGGAGAGACGAGGAUGGUGAGCCCCCCCCCCCCCAUCUGCUCGGUGUGCGGGCUGAGCUUCGAGCUGCUGAGCUGCGAUGGAGGACCGCAUGACGGGACACAACAAGGAGAAGCGUUAUGAGUGUGACGUGUGUGGCCAGGCCAGUCAGUACCCGAGCCAGCUGGAGCUCCACCGGCGGGUGCACACGGGAGAACGCCCCUUCGACUGCUCGGAGUGCGGCAAGAGCUUCACCUGCUAUGACAAGCUGCAGCGGCACAACCGCGUGCACUCCGGCGAGAGGCCCUUCACCUGCUCCAACUGCGGCAAAGGCUUCAAGACGUCCAACCACCUGAAGAUACACCAGCGCACUCACACCGACGAGCGUCCCUACACCUGUGCUCAGUGCAGCAAGGGCUUCACCAACUCCACUAGGCUGCUGUCGCACCAGUGCACCCACACCGGCGAGCGCCCCUACACCUGCGCCCAGUGCGGCAAGGGCUUCACCCACUCCAGCAGCCUGCUGGUGCACCAACGCAACCACACCGGCGAGCGCCCCUACACCUGCAUUAGGUGCGGCAAGGGCUUCACCUCCUCCAGCAAGCUGCUGUCCCACCAGCGCACCCAUACUGGCGAGCGUCCCUACACCUGCAUCCAGUGCGGCAAGGGCUUCACCCACUCCAGCAACCUACUGGAGCACCGGCGCACCCACACCGGCGAGCACCCCUACAGCUGCGCCCAGUGCGGCAAGGGCUUCAACAGCUCCACUAGGCUGUAUUCCCACCAGCUCACCCACACCAGCGAGCGCCCCUACACCUGCAUCCAGUGCGGCAAGGGCUUCACCCACUCCAGCAGCCUGCUGGUGCACCAGCGCGUCCACACCGGCGAGCGUCCCUUCACCUGCGCCCAGUGUGGCAAGGGCUUCACCCAGUCUAGUCACCUGUUGUCCCACCAGCUCACCCACACCGGCGAGCGCCCCUACACCUGUGCCCAGUGCGGCAAGGGCUUCACCAACUCCACCCGGCUGCUGUCCCACCAGCGAGUGCAUGCCGGCGACCGUCCCGUCCCCAGCCCGGUGUGUGGAGAGCGCUUCACCAUGGCCUCCUACGCCCCGCCUCACCAGCACGUGCACACCAGUGGCCAGCCCUACGACUGCCCGUACUGCGGUGAGGAGUUUGACAGCUCACGGGGGUUGCGGCAGCACCGGCGGACCCCUUGGUACCAGACCAAGUGGGACCAGUGUGUUCCUGUCACACGGUAG
Messenger RNA from Amblyraja radiata (thorny skate), 1326 nucleotides. Its product is annotated as zinc finger protein 239-like. The coding region runs from base 166 to 1326 and encodes 386 amino acids. Gene Ontology annotation, molecular function: DNA-binding transcription factor activity, RNA polymerase II-specific; RNA polymerase II cis-regulatory region sequence-specific DNA binding. Gene Ontology annotation, biological process: regulation of transcription by RNA polymerase II. The record is from RefSeq and is a predicted model, not a curated record. Gene Ontology annotation, cellular component: PcG protein complex; transcription regulator complex; chromatin. The transcript has 4 exons. NCBI's taxonomy places the organism in Eukaryota, Metazoa, Chordata, Chondrichthyes, Rajiformes, Rajidae.